AUGGACAUGAUCUUUGAGACGGAGCGCUUGCCUGAUAUUGGCGAGUCUAUGGACAGCACGACUUUGUCAAAUUUCCCCGGUGGAAAAGGUGCCAAUACUGCUAUCGCGACUUACCGGGCAAGCCGCUCCGAGUCGACUAAGCUCGCAUUUGGACGAGCUGGCCAAGGCGAUAUUCGGGUAUUCAUGAACGGGGCAGUGGGAGACGACGACUUUGGGGUCGUGCUAAAGGCCAGGCUAGAGCAAGAUGGCGUUGAAAUCUCCGGAAUCCGCACCAUUCAAGAAACCAGGAGCGGUACGUGUGUUGUCAUCGUGGAGACGGAAUCGGGUGACAGCAGAAACAUAGCAUAUCAGGGAGCAAAUCUAAAAUGGACGCCUCGUCAACACACCUCGGUGGAGUGCUUAGCGGGUGGGGAGAAGCCAGAUCUGGUAAUCGCCCACCUUGGAGUUCGACGCGAGGAAGUCGAACGCGUGCUUGAGACGGCUAGCCGAAGCGGCGUCGACACGCUACUCAAUCCUUCUCCCGCCGUCUAUUUGGUCAACUCAACAUACAAAAACCUCACUCAUCUUGUUUUGAACGAGACCGAAGCUGCUUUGCUGUCUGGGCGUAAUGUUGAUGAGCUUAACCAUCUAACCGCUUGGCAAGAGGCAGUGGAGGACUUUAUUCAGUUGGGCGUCACCAAUGUGGUUAUUACGUUGGGGGCGAAAGGCGCGUAUUAUGGUACGAGCGAUGGGAAAAAAGGAGUGGUCGAUGCCGAGAAAAAUAUCAAUGUGAUGGAUACAACGGGGGCGGGGUAA
Molecule: messenger RNA, 795 nt
Organism: Penicillium manginii
Lineage: Eukaryota; Fungi; Ascomycota; Eurotiomycetes; Eurotiales; Aspergillaceae
Exons: 1
Coding region: 1-795 (264 amino acids)
Molecular function (GO): kinase activity
Source: RefSeq, a predicted model, not a curated record